This is a messenger RNA of Myotis daubentonii (Daubenton's bat), 757 nucleotides long. It is a transcript of the gene ACP1, whose product is annotated as acid phosphatase 1. Gene Ontology annotation, cellular component: cytoplasm. The record is from RefSeq and is a predicted model, not a curated record. Gene Ontology annotation, molecular function: non-membrane spanning protein tyrosine phosphatase activity; acid phosphatase activity. Gene Ontology annotation, biological process: protein dephosphorylation. Lineage: Eukaryota; Metazoa; Chordata; Mammalia; Chiroptera; Vespertilionidae.
AGUCGGACAGCGCAGGCGCGCGGGGCGGUCCGCUCAGAGUGCGCAUGCGCUGCGCCCGUACAGUUCCUACGCGGUCUGUGGGCGCCUCCGUGUUUGCGCGCGAAGAUGGCUGAGCAGGCACCCAAGUCGGUGCUGUUCGUGUGUCUGGGUAACAUCUGUCGAUCACCCAUUGCUGAGGCAGUUUUCAGGAAACUUGUAACCGAUCAAAACGUCUCAGAUAAGUGGGUCAUUGACAGCAGUGCUGUUUCUGCCUGGAACGUGGGCCGGGCACCAGAUCCAAGAGCUGUGAGCUGCCUAAGAAAUCAUGGCAUCGACACAGCCCACAAAGCAAGACAGGUUACUAAAGAAGAUUUUGUCACAUUCGAUUAUAUGCUGUGUAUGGAUGAGAGCAAUCUGAGAGACUUGACUAGAAAAAGUCAUCAAGUCAAUAACAGCAAAGCUAAAAUUGAACUACUUGGGAGCUACGAUCCUCAGAAGCAGCUCAUUAUUGAAGACCCCUAUUACGGGAAUGAGUCCGACUUUGAAACCGUGUACCAGCAGUGUCUGAGGUGCUGCAGGGCCUUCCUGGAGAAGGCCCACUAGUGUGCCCGUCCCUGAGCCCGCUGGUGCCCGGCCCCGCGUCCCAGCCGAGGGUCACGUCCGUAGCUCAAGGCCAGUGCUGGUAUUUGCAUCCACCUGCUGUUUCUUACCUUAAAAAUAAUUGUAGAUGGAAAUCAGUGGUUGUGUUUGGCAAAAGAAUAAAUAUCUUUGACUCAGA